GUCCAUUUAAAAACAACUGAUCGUCCCUUGCUCUCAUUUAAUUCGUGGUGCGACGAUUUCACAGUUUGUGCUUUCUUGACGCUUUGAAAGUUUUCGACACGCAAAAAUUGGAGUUUUACUGGAGCUUACCUUCGUACUUAUAAGCACCUGCACCUUGAGUUAUGCAACUUGCCACACCACUAACUAGCCUCCUCCUUGGCGCUCUAUGCAUCGUGGUUGUAAGCACAGCAAGCAUACCUGAUGGCAACGUAACGGUCGACACCCUCGACGAAUCAACCGACACAUCGAUUUGCGAGGGAGAUGACCUUUGGUGUUGUCUGUGGUCAUGGGUACUCGACGAUGGAAAAAACUGCACGAAGAGUCAUGAAACCAACGAUGGCUCCGCCAUAGGACCGCCCGCUCCCCCUCCUCACAAAAAACCUCCCAAGGACCCCAAUCCACCCGUAGGACCGCCCCAGGCUCCUGUCCUACCACCAUCCCCUGGUGAUCCUCUUACAGUUUCCAUCAUCGACCCUGUCACAAUUUCCCCACCCCCUGAAGAUUCCGCUAACCCUUCUAGUAAAGAUGCGAAGGACGUGGAUGCCCAUAGCGAACCAGGGUCUAAUCUUGAGAACGUUCCGCAGAAAAGAGCUGUCGAGGAUGGUGUCUGGAUGGACCCCCUCCCGUACGAUAGUGAUAGUGCGGAAAAACGAACUACAGCAAUGGUAAUAAAUACCAGGAGACGUAGAUCUACGGACGCCGUGGAGGAUGAUGAUCCGAUGAUUCCGUGGGCUCCGGACGAAGAUAAAAGCACCGGGAACGAUGGAACGGCUGUGGAGUCUGCGAAUGUUGUCGCAGAAGAUGCCCAAGAGAACAAUUUGCCCAACACUCUAAUUGAUACGGCGGACUACGGAUCUCUUGACUCCGCUCUUGAUACGGCGACGACUAGCAAAAGGACAGUAUCCCGGCUCCGAAGGGAAUCUUGGAGACUAAGGAGGGGCACUAAUAAUGCAGCUGAGGUGGAUGAUAGUCCGAAUGCAGUGGAUGACGCAGAUGUAAGUUCAGAGACAAAGGUUGGUGAUAUUCCCGCAAGCUUGAUGGAUGACACAGAUGACAGUAUGUCGGAUGACUCAGAUGAUGAUUCGGUUGAUGGAGCGAAUGACAGUUCGGUGGAUGAGGUAGGUGAUAUUGGUCCAGGUUAUGGUGUUAGUGGGGUAUACCGGCUCCGAAGGGAAUCCAGGAUUCGACGACUACGGAGGGACACCGAUGAUGCAACUGAGGUGGAUAAUAUUCCGAAUGCAGUGGGUAACAAUCCGGUGGAUGACGCAGAUGAAAGUUCGGAGAAAGAGAUUGGUGAUAUUCCCGCAAGCUCGAUGGAUAACACCGGUGACAGUAAGACGGAUGAGGCAGAUGACCGUUCGGUUGAUGAAGCAAGUGACAGUUUGGUAAAUGAGACGGACGAUAGUCUUGCCAGCUCGGUAGAUGACACAAAUGAAGACGGUGAUGAGGGAGAUGAAAGUUCAGAGGAAGAGGUUGGUGGCAUUUCCGCAAGCUCGAUGGAUGACACAGAUGACAGUAAGAUGGAUGAGGUAGAUGACAGUUCGGUUGAUGAAGCGAGUGACAAUUUGGCGGAUGAGGUAGGUGAUAUCGAUCCUAUCUCGACGGAAUUUACAGACGAUAAAGUAGACGAUCCAACAGAAGCUGACAAUCCAACAGAAGCGGACAAUCCAACAGAAGUAGAAUCGGAAAGUACGAUUAAGGAUGCUCUGGAUCAAGCCAACAUCAACAAAAGGUCGAUAACCGUCGGAGGAGAUGAACCCUACGAUUGGUCCGGCACUGACGUCUACAGACGGAGGCGAGCAACCUCUGAUGCAGAAACCACACCCGCGGGUGCAUCGGUUUCCGAUCUGCCCGAUUUGGAUGUAAGUUCUCCCGCCUCGAUGGACCAACCAGUCGACGUUAGCGAAGAUCCUGCUUCGGAAGAUACCACCGAAGACGAGGACGAUUGCAUUCCUCUAUCAGGGACGGAGUAUGAAUAUGCGUUCCAGCCUGAUCUGGACCAAAGUAAAAUCUGUAAGAGGUCAGUACUUUAUACAGGAACACCAUCUGAUUCGAGUUUUUAUGAUACAUAUGACUACCGACGUAGGAGGGACCCUGAUGGUGUAGUACCUACAUCUACCGGCUCUUCGGAUCCUAAUCCGACUAAUGCAGUAGACGAUUCGGCUGCUGCAUUAGUAGAAUCAGAAGGCGUUGAGGGAGACACAGCAAUGGGUGCUGUAGACAAUGAAGUGAACGAUCCCGAAAUUGCUCUUUCGUCCUCAAAAGACCUUACAAGCCCUAGUGAGUAUGGUGAGAAAAUGUAUACAAUACUUUACAGACGAAGAAGAGAAACCGAUGACGUUCCUACUGCAUCUACAGAUUCAUCGGACUCGAAUCAAAAAGAUUUAGAAUAUGGCUCAACGGAGCAAACAGAUGACGCUGUAAAAGACUCUGCUGACGAUAAUACAAACACCCCGGCAAUCAGUGUUUUUGAUUUUCGUACAAAUACUCAAUACGACAAGGAGGUUGAGUCGGAUUCUGACGAAGGAGGCAUCAGUAAAAGGUCGGUUAUCUACGCAGGAAGUCCUUACGGGCCCAUCGCUGGUCCUUAUGGGUCCAUUGCGGAUCCUUACGGGUGUAUGGGAAUACUCUACAGGCGAAGAAGAGACACUGCCCAAGCGGCAGCUUCAUCAACAGACCCAUUAGAUGGCAAUCAAGAAAUAUCGGAGGACAGUCUCUCUGCAUCAGUAGAGCAGACUGAUGAUGCCUCAGAAAACCUCGCACUGGGUGCUGCCAACGACGACGUGUCGGAUAAUCCAGCGAUCACGUGGUCAGACCCUGAGGGUGAGCCAAACGAUAACGAAGGAAGUAGCUCAGACUCCAAUCAGGUGCAGAAGAGAGACACUAUUGAUGAUUAUUGGGGGUUAGCUGCUACCGCUCGAAUGAGCAGGCGCAAAAGAGCUUCAGAGGACGACACCUACUAUAAGCCGGAAGGCCGUUGGAUAGACCUAGAUUCAUUGGAAGAUUCAAUGAAUAUUGGUUUAUCUGCUUCCGAAUUGGUAGAGGAAACACGUGAAGAUCCUACUUGGUCGUAUGAAACCGAGGUAUCGAACUUAUCGGGCGAAGCUAGUGACGUCAUGGGAGAUCCUGCCUCCACAUUGGCAGAAGGAAAGAGAAUUGCGAGGCGGAUAAAGCGUAAGAUUAAGAGAGACACCCCGGAAUCGACUCUGUAUGAGCAACCGUACGACUCUGUCGAUACAUUUGGGCCAAACACGAUCGCUCCUUGGACUCCAUAUCCAUAUGAGAGUGGCUGGCUUUAUAAUCGCAUGGAGCCGUCGAGCCUGGAUCGCGACAUUCCUGAAACAACCCCACCCGAGCUGUAAUUUUACUCCGUGGAUAGCGAUUUGUGACAAAAAAAAACUGAUUGUUCGAAAGUAAACAGGAUUUUUACUACAUCUCAAGUAGCAUGAAAUAUGAUAGAUGCUCUGCAGCCCGUGACAAGAUAUACGAUAAAAAAAUAAUUUAUAAA
Molecule: messenger RNA, 3547 nt
Organism: Bemisia tabaci
Lineage: Eukaryota; Metazoa; Arthropoda; Insecta; Hemiptera; Aleyrodidae
Source: RefSeq, a predicted model, not a curated record